Felis catus (domestic cat) is the source of this 1941-nucleotide messenger RNA. RefSeq names its product BRD3 opposite strand (gene BRD3OS). The coding region runs from base 920 to 1174 and encodes 84 amino acids. The transcript is spliced from 2 exons. The record is from RefSeq and is a predicted model, not a curated record. Lineage: Eukaryota; Metazoa; Chordata; Mammalia; Carnivora; Felidae.
AACAGGGCGACUCUUGGUAGGAGGCAGUGAUGGGUGGAGGGCCCAGGAUGCUGGGGAGGCAACGGGGUCGUGCCAUGAAGGAUGCCCGCUGGCCGGGCAAAGUCAGGGAGACUCUGCCGCCAGAAAUGAGGGCAGCGCUGAGUGAUGGGGACUCUGGCCAUAAAGAAGGAAAAUUCCGCAUGGCUGGGAAAGCAUUUGGGGGGGUCUUGCGGAUGCUUCCCUGUUUGGUUUCCACAUGACGUCAUUUCUCUUUCCAGCCCAGGGGCCUCCCAGAUGCCUGGAGCAGAAAGAAGGCGCUGGUGGCGGGCAUCAUCCCGAGCAAGAGCUGAGGACAAAGCACUGAAGGAAAGCCUGGCUCCAAACCCCGCCGUGCAUCAGCGCUGGAGGCCCGCCCAGGCCCAGAUCAGUGGAGGGCAGCUACAGGGAAUGAGGUCAAGUUCCAUCUAGUUGCACGGUGUCCUUUCACGCAGGGCACCAGAGAUACCUUUUCGAGUUAAGUGGGUUAAGCCAUGGUGUCAGAAUCACAGUAGACCCCCGGCAAGUCCCCCCAAGGUGGGUGCCUCGUCCCUGGCAACCAUACAUCUAGUAAGGUGCGCACAGCCGUCACCAGAAGACUCUGUGGCCGGGGCGCCACCGUCCAGCUUGCCGUCUCACGUGUGGUUCUCAGGUGUCUUUCCAGAAUGCUCAGAGGCUCCUCUCAAGUUUCCUUGCGAUGCAGUCGUCCUGAGGGUGUUGCCUACAAAGGGCCUGGAUUCCUCCUUUUCACCACGGAGUUCGAUAAGGGAUCCCGAAACCCAACAACCGAAAAAGUUAGUUAGCGCACUUAGCAUAAGGCAGCGGGCAGCUGUCCACGCCACGCGAGUUCUGGCUCAGAGAGGCCCAGUGUGCAGGAGCCCAGGAGGGGAGUUUGCGGCCAGGGAUGAGUGGCCGCGUGCCGCUGGCGGAGAAGGCCCUGUCUGAGAGCUAUGCCCGGCUCCGGUACCGGGACACCUCCUUGCUCAUCUGGCAGCAGCAGCAGCAGAAACUGGAAUCCGUGCCCCCUGGGACAUACCUGAGCAGGAGCCGAAGCAUGUGGUACUCCCAGUACGGAAACGAGGCCAUCCUGGUCCGGGACAGAAACAAGCUUGAGGUCUCCCGGGACACGGGCCAGUCCAAGUUUUGUACGGUCAUGUAACCCCAGCCUGAAGACCGGGGCCCAGGCACCAGGCUGGGGGGAGAGCAGGCCACGUUUCGUUCAGGGGCCUUGGUGAUUUCCAGUCCUUACUGGGAGAUGGCGAAUAGUGAGCGCGAAGACGAAGCCGGGCCGGUGGCGCCCAAACCCUCUCUCACGGGAUCGAGUGACUGGCGGACCUGGCCUCUGGGCCCGGUGCCUGGUCCGCUGGCACUGCGGGCACAGCCCAGGCCGGGGCACGGCCAGACACUGCUUUUCUCUGCCGCUUCCAAACGAACCAAGCAAGGGGGACUCCCUGGCUACAAACCACCUUUUCAGAACUUUCUAGGCUGUUGUUAGCAUUCCCCCUUCUGCCUGGUCUGGAGACAGAUCUGGAAAAAGGUGGAGGAGUUAGCGCCACGUACGGGCAGGCAGCGUCUGCGGGGGGCAGGCUGGAUUCCGAGGCCAGCGGUGGUACCGCAGCAGGGACUGACGCCGCGCGUCUUGUUCCAAGAUGGGCAUCGCGUGCGAGGCGCGGGGCAGCUUCCGCACCAGCUGCCGAGUACGUCCCAACACGGGGCGGAAGCCCGGAACUACUGGGCUGGAAUCGCGUGGCUGGAAAAGGCCGGUGCGGCUUCGCAGUGCGCCACCUCUGCGGGGCCGGGCGCGUGCCGCGGGAGGCAUUUUCAAAGGCUUUGCCGUCUGCUGUGACUGAAGGGUGUGAGGCUAUGCAACUGUGGGAAUCUUUUGUCAAGGCUGGCUUUUCUAAAUAAAUACCCUUUGGGACACUC